Eremothecium cymbalariae DBVPG#7215 is the source of this 2253-nucleotide messenger RNA. It is a transcript of the gene PMT6, whose product is annotated as dolichyl-phosphate-mannose-protein mannosyltransferase PMT6. The transcript has a single exon. The record is from RefSeq and is a predicted model, not a curated record. Bases 1 to 2253 code for a protein of 750 amino acids. NCBI's taxonomy places the organism in Eukaryota, Fungi, Ascomycota, Saccharomycetes, Saccharomycetales, Saccharomycetaceae. Gene Ontology annotation, molecular function: dolichyl-phosphate-mannose-protein mannosyltransferase activity. Gene Ontology annotation, biological process: protein O-linked glycosylation via mannose. Gene Ontology annotation, cellular component: membrane; endoplasmic reticulum.
AUGGUAAUUAAUGAUAGUGAUAGUGAUAGUGAUAAAAUGGGAUCUCUGUUUAAAGACAGUGGUAUAUGGAGAUGCAAGGACGGGGACGUGGCUAGCAGUUGGGUGGUAGCAGUUGUUUUUCUGCUCUUUGUUGUUGGAAGUUCGCUUCGUUUCUCUGGGAUAGACGGUAAGCGUAGCGUAAUAUGGGAUGAAACGCAUUUUUGCAAGUUUGGUUCUUACUAUCUGAAGCAUGAAUUCUAUCAUGAUGUGCAUCCUCCGCUGGGUAAGAUGUUGAUUGGGUUGAGUGAGUGGUUGGCUGGUUUUCAGAAUUCGGAAGGGUUUGCUGAUUUUUCGUUCAAUGCGGGUGCGGAGUAUGGGAAAGACGUGAAUUUGGUGAUGAUGAGAGGCUUCCAUUCGGUGGUUAGUGGUCUGUGUAUACCGCUGGUGUUUCUGAGCGGGUGUGCGUUGAAUUUCAGCACGGAGACAGCGUUGCUGGUUACGGUGAUGGUGGCGUUGGACCAUUCGUACAUUGUUUUGUCCAAGUUCGUUCUGUUGGACUCGAUGUUGUUGUUUUUCACUGCGACGACGUUUUAUUGUCUGCUGCGUGUGCAUUCGUUGCGGGAUGGGAAGUCGGCGGGCAUUGGUGGUGUGCGUCGGCUCGGCUGGCUGCUGCUGUGUGGGGUGUCCAUAGGGUGUGUUUGCUCUGUGAAGUGGGUUGGGGUCUUUGUUACAGUUCUUGUGGGGAUCUAUACGUUGGUUGAUCUUUUAUCUCUUGGCCAUGUCUCGCGAAAAAGACGUCUGUUGCAUUGGCUAAUAAGAGGCCUCACUCUAAUAGUGGUCCCACUUUCUAUGUACGCGUUGUUUUUUAAGAUUCAUUUCGCUUUAUUAUACAAAUCUGGAACCGGAGACUCUAUUGAACACAGCAUUUUCCAAGCGAAUUUGGAAGGGUCUUCGGUGGGCAACUCUCCGAGAGAUAUUCUUUAUGAGUCGUCGAGUGUAACCAUCAGAUCGUACAGUCUGGUUUCCCAUUUGCUCCGGUCCCAGCUAAACACCUAUCCGAAGGACAGUAGUCAUCAUGUAGUGACAGGAAGUGGAUUUUCCGAUGGUGAUAAUGUCUGGGUCUUUCAAUCUACCCCGGAUAAGGAUAACUAUGAUAACGCUGCCGGCGUCGAUAUGGACAAUGAUGACGAUAAUGGUCCGCAUGGGGAAAGAAACACAGGUCGUAUUCGGCAUGGGUCUAUUGUUCGAUUGCUGCACAAUAAUACCAAAAGCCACCUUCAUUCCCGUAAUUUUCCGUCUCAUGUAUCUGACGGAAAUUAUGAAGUGUCCACUUAUGGUGAUGAAUCUACCAUUCAUGGCAACGACAACUGGGUAGUCGAGAUUGUUAGGGUAUUGGAUGCUGCCAAUUCAACCGAAAAGGGAGACCCAGUUGCUCGAGCUGCGCCAGCGCUGCAUCCUGUUUCGACUUGUUUUAGGCUGCGUAACGAGCAACUGGGCUGUUACUUGGCAACCACUGGACUCAUUUAUCCCUCUUGGGGGUUUAACCAGGCCGAGAUCGUCUGCAAAUACUCCUGGGUGACCCGGGACAAAUCCACCUGGUGGAAUGUCGAGGACCAUUGGAAUGAAAACUUGGCUGUGGACCACAACUAUACAAUGCCAAAGUCGGAGUUCUGGUUGGAUGUCACUGUGACGAACUUUGCGAUGCUUUCUUUAAACAAUGGGCUUCUGCCGGACCCAGAUAGAUACGACCCUGUGACUAGCAAAGCAUGGACGUGGCCAUUACUUCGGUCAUCCAUACAAUUGUCCAAUGGGGGCAGCUCCGGCAGAAACUAUUUGUUAUUGGGUUCUCCUUUUAAUACUUGGUUAUCUUCCGCCUCGUUGCUCGUGUUCGUACUGAUUUGUUUUAGUUAUCUGAUCAAAUGGAAACGACAACUGGUCACAUUGUCUGAACCGCAGUUUUGGGACUCUGUAAUUAGAGCCCUUUUGCCUUUUCUGGGCUGGCUAUUCCAUUAUUUGCCCUUUGUCAUGAUGGAUAGAGUCACUUAUACCCAUCAUUACGUCCCGGCGUUGUACUUUGCCAUCCUAACGUUUGGCUUCAGCAUAGACUACCUUUUAGCAUUCCUAUCUCACCGCACUAAGUGUGCAAUGUACGCGUUACUCUUUGCAGGUGCUAUCUACAACUACAUCUUUUUUGAACCGUUCGCACAAGGGUUUACCGGCGAAUCCAACUCCUAUAAACAUCUGAAAUGGCUGAGUUCCUGGGAUAUCAUGUAA